AUGCCUUCCAGAGCUACAGGGACCGACAAGAAAGCCCAGGUAGAGCAUGUCGACCACCCCAUCCCAACCGCAUCGCCGAAUGCAGAUGUCGAAGGCGGCAAGACACUUCCCGCUGCCUUCGGCGCCAUCGACGAGGAGACGGCCAAGUAUCUCAAUCCCGACAUUGUGAUCGACGAAGAGACCAAUCAGCGGAUCAAGUCAAUGCUCAACCGCCGGAUUCUGCCGUUCCUCAUUAUCACUUACUUCUUCCAGACCUUCGAUAAAGGAACCCUUGCCUUCUCCUCCAUCAUGGGGAUCCAAAGAGAUGUCGGACUGGUAGGCCAGCAGUACGCUCUGCUCGGCACGAUUCUUUACGUUGGGAUCCUGGUCGGCGAAAUCCCUGCUAAUCGCAUCAUCCAGCUCUUCCCCAUCGCCAAAUUCCUCGGCGUACUCAUCAUCCUCUGGGGUAUUCUGGUCAUGUGCCAUGCGGCAUGUAAGACUUGGUCAGGGCUUAUGGCUGUCAGAUUCCUGCUCGGGCUCUUUGAGAGCGCGGUUCAGCCCUGCUUGAUGACCCUUACCGUCAUGUAUUAUCGGCGAGAGGAACACCCAACAAUCAUUAGUUACUGGUACUGCCAGCAGGGCGUCCAGCUUGGGGUGGCCGGAUUGCUUGCCUACGGCUUGACCUAUAUUGAGAACGCCGCAAUCUACUCUUGGCAAGCGUUAUUCCUGAUCGUCGGAGGUCUCACUGUCAUCUGGGGCUGCUUGAUUCUGGUCUUCUUGCCGGACUCACCUAUGCGCGCCAAGUGCUUUGACGAGGAGACGAAGACUCUGAUCCUGGAGCGAUUGCGCGUGAAUGAGCUGGGUGUGCAGGAUAAACGCUUCAAGUGGGAGCAGCUACGAGAGGCCUUCAAAGACCCAGUCGUCUGGCUAUACCUCCUCAUGCAGUUCACCUGCUUCCUCAUUGUUGGUUCCCUCGCUGUAUUCUCCAACAUCAUCGUCAACGGUCUGGGCUUCUCGGUACGCCAGACACAGCUCUUGAACCUCGCUCAAGGAGGUUGGAGUGUCUUGAUUUACAUCAGCUCUGCUUGGUUGGCUCGAUGGACGAAACAAACAAUUCUGGUCUUGAUCUGCUUUAUGAUUGUCGCGCUCGUCGGCACUAUCGUCCUCAACGCUGUCGCCGUUACGCCAGCUACUGCCGCUGGGCUGCUUAUAGCUUUCUAUCUCGCCAACUGCUGUAUCGUGUCUGGGAACCUCCUCUGGUCGCUGGUGACCCGCAACAUAGCUGGACAGUCCAAGAAGGUCACUACGUACACCUCGAUGUUCAUCAUGUUUGCAGCUGGCAAUAUGGUCGGACCACAGAUCUUCCAGUCCUUUGAUGGGCCGAGGUAUCAUACGGCGUUCAGCGUGCACAUCGCGCUCUACGGCCAGUCCUGCGCAGAAGGGCUUGCGCUCUUCAUCGUCACUGCGAUACUACUGCGCUUCGUCCUCAUGCGCCGCAAUUCAGUCCGGCGCAAGGCGCAAGCAGAGGUCGAGGGGAACAUGACGCAGCUCUCUGCACGGGAUCCCCAAACUGCCGAGAUUGUCCAGCACGACGCUGCGUUCGCAGAUCUGACCGAUCUCGCGAACACCCGAUCGUUCCGAUACAUGUACUGA
Molecule: messenger RNA, 1632 nt
Organism: Dioszegia hungarica
Lineage: Eukaryota; Fungi; Basidiomycota; Tremellomycetes; Tremellales; Bulleribasidiaceae
Product: allantoate permease
Exons: 16
Coding region: 1-1632 (543 amino acids)
Biological process (GO): transmembrane transport
Cellular component (GO): membrane
Molecular function (GO): transmembrane transporter activity
Source: RefSeq, a predicted model, not a curated record